AAAACGGGGGAAAGGAGAGAGCGACUGAGCGGGAGUCAGGACAGGAAGCUGGUUUCUCAUUCCUCCAACUGUCCAAAGCAGGAGGAGGGGAAGGGGGGGAGCCAAAGAGGAGCCUUGUGCAGAGACUCUUCCCCAGUCCCUUUUCAUUAGUCCGUUUGAACUUCCAGUCUCCUCCGAAAGCCAAGAGGAGGACGACCAGACUGGGACGCCUUCUGCUGGAAGUGGCGACAGCGCGACUGACGAAGCCCAGAAGGUGGCCGUGGAGGGCCCCGGGAUUGCGCUGAGGGAAAAGCCGUCCCCCCACCAUCUCCUGCCCCCAACUUGCCAGCUCUGAUGCGGGCACCCAUCCACCACCCACUUGCCUCUGAUGAGAACCCUUCUGGGCUCAGGCUAUGAUCGCUGCUGCUGCGGGCUGUGGAGCCUCCUCUCGCCCUGACCUUCUUCUGCCACAGGAGCAGCCCAACAUCUGGUGGGGAUUAAUGUUUACUUCUCUGGCUGGACGCUGUACGGGACCCCCGAUGUUGCUCCCUGGGAGCGGGACACGGGCGGUGGUCUGAGGAGAAGAGCAAGAAUUUUGUCGCCCAGCGUGAGGCCGGGGGGAGGGGGGCAAGGCAGGAGGGGGGUGAACCUCUUUUGGGACUAACCUCAUGAAGAACAAGGGAGCCAAACAGAAACUCAAGAGGAAGGGAGCCGCGAGCGCGUUCGGCUGCGACCUGACGGAGUACCUCGAGAGCUCUGGGCAGGAUGUCCCUUACGUGCUGAAGAGCUGUGCGGAGUUCAUUGAGACUCAUGGCAUCGUGGAUGGGAUCUACCGGCUCUCAGGAGUGACGUCCAACAUACAGAAGUUGAGACAAGAGUUUGUUUCUGACCAAUGCCCAGAUUUGACAAGGGAAGUUUACCUCCAGGACAUCCACUGUGUGGGGUCACUCUGCAAGCUGUACUUCAGGGAACUGCCCAACCCUCUCCUCACUUAUGAGCUCUACAAGAAAUUCACGGAAGCAGUGUCACGCUUCCCCGAGGACGAGCAGCUGGCACGAAUUCAAAAUGUCAUCCAGGAGCUGCCACCAUCACAUUACAGAACGUUGGAAUACCUGAUCAAGCACCUGACUCACCUGGCUUCCUUCAGCAACAUGACCAACAUGCACACCAGAAACCUGGCCUUGGUGUGGGCUCCAAAUCUCCUCAGGUCAAAGGAGAUUGAGGCAGUUGGCUGCAAUGGGGAUGCAGCUUUCCUGGAGGUGCGAGUGCAGCAGUUGGUGAUCGAGUUCAUCCUGAACCACGUGGAUCAGAUCUUCAACAACAACAGGAAAGCCAGCUCUGCAGAGAACAUUGAGAGUGCAUCAGUUGUGAAAAGUUUGACCCUCCCCUCAGCCUCCCUGCCAAUGAAACUGGUGAGCCUGGAAGAAGCCCAGGCACGGAGUCUGUCUGCAUCCCAUCCUGCUCGGAAGGAGAGGAGAGAGAACAGCUUGCCUGAAAUUGUGCCUGUAAUUGGGUCCCUCUUCCACACAGUUGUUGACCUUCCCGACAGCAAGAGGAAAUUAUCCACCAAGUCCAAGAAAUGGAAAUCAAUAUUUAAUUUGGGCCGCUCUGGCUCAGAAUCAAAGUCUAAACUGAGUCGAAAUGGGAGUGUCUUUGUAAGGGCACAGAAGCUUUCUGAAAAAGCAACUAUCCGGCCUGCAAAGAGCAUGGACUCGUUGUGUUCCCUGCCAGUGGAAGGGGAGGAUGACAAAAGCAGGUUCAAACGGUCCGUGACUACUGGAGGAUUCUUUGUUCCCACCAAGAUACGGACAGGAGGCACAGGCAGCUCAUAUGACCUCAGCAAGGAGAAUGAGUGGGAGCGGGAAGGAUCUGCCAUGGGGGCCAGAGGAAGUUCAGAGCUGGGUGGGGAAAGAGGUCUUCCCCGGACACCGCAGGUGAAGUCAGCCCCCGAGCAGCUGAAGGUUUUCCGGGUAGCAGAGGAUGCUGAAAACGAGCAGACUUCAGCCAAAGGAGUGCUCAUGUUCUACACCUCUGAAACAGCCACUAAGUCAGGCUUCCCAAGCAGCCUCUUUCCCUUGGAGGCCUCUCCUCAUCACCAGAGGAAAGCCCUGAACAUCUCGGAGCCAUUUGCUGUCUCUGUCCCGCUGAGGGUAUCGGCAGUCAUCAGCACCAACAGCACACCCUGCCGCCUGCCCACCAAGGAGAAGCAUUCCCUUUCUAGUCUAGAGGAGCUGUCUUCUCUGGUGGAGAGCACGAGCCCCUCUGCUCUGGAGCCAGGGACCCACACAAGGACAGAGCAGGCAGCGGAGCGCAAGGAGAAACAGCCAGGGCCAACUCUGCCAUUGCCAGCAUCCAGAGGCUCUCAUCCUGAGGAGAUGGUGGCAGCUGGGAAACCUGAGUCCCUAGAAAUGCCACAGCCAGGAGCAGAAAAUCAGGAGACAUGUGGGCAAAGCAGCUGCACAAGCAGCACCAGCGGCCCCCAGCAGUCCUCAGAGCAGAGUCCCACUUUGGAACAAACACCAGCUUCAGAGUUCCAUAAGGGACCACUCCCAGCAGACAAAGCAGAGCAAGGACAGCUCAAGAUGAAGGAAGUCUCCUCAGAAAGCAGCUGUGACCAACAGGAGAUUGAGAUGGCUAAGACAGAAGAAGGAUCACGCCUAAGAGACGUGACUGAGGAGGACCCAGCGAAUGCCCUUCUAGAACCGCUGUGGCCAGAGAUACAGCAGGAACUGAAAAUCAUUGAACCUGAAGAGGAGCUCUUGCUCUUGCCAGCAGCUGUUCCCAAGACAAGUCCAAUUUCCGAAUCCUCCUCUACAGAACAAACAGAUAGUCUUUGCUCUGGCCCAGGGCAGAGUCCAACACUUGCUGAGCAGAAAUCUGAAAGCAGAGCAUCACAGAUAACUCAGGUGCCUUUAUUUGGUGCCAGUGGCAUGGAGCAACAAGACAGCCUCCCCAGCCUCCAGUCUGAUGCAGUUGCAGAGCAGAGUGGUGCUUCAGCCCUACCCAAACUGGGCACUCUUCCCACGGGCUCAGCCACCCCAAAGAACCACCAGUCAAUAGUAGAGAGCAGGAGUGAAUGUCUCACUCCUACCCCAGACUGGAAGCUUCAUGGUCAAUCAGAAUUUAGUGAGACUGCCACUAGUGAUGGAUUAUCUUGUUCCAAAGGAGCAUGUCCAGAAUCAGGGAAAGACAAAGAUGGCACUUACCAGCUCCAGAGGGAAAAGGAUGGUCUUACCAGAGUCCAGACUCAGAGGGAGAAACAUGAGAUAAUGACUACUGAUGAGAGGGACACAUUCUCCUCCAAGGCACUGAGUGGAGCUGGAAUGCAGGAGGUGAAGGAAGGCAAUGCUGUUAGCAGAACCCAGGAUGCUGCUGACCAGGAUGAUGAGGAUGCCUGGACAGAUAAUGUACAGAGCUUAGAACUUGUGGAGCCUUGGGAAGAUCACCAGUGGGUUACAAGCCCUCUCCAUUCCCCCACCUUUAAGGACAUUCAGGAGAAGAUGGCCCAGGAGAUUCACCCACAGAGCCAGAGAGCAGAGACAAGCCUUUCUCUCAGGCCGCGGUUCAGUCGCAGCCUCUCCCUGGACAGUAAAGACACAGUGCUGAGUCUGUGGACUACCCCAUUCUCUUUCAUAGAUGCCACUGACCAGCAGCAGCCAUGCAGUGACAUUCUACAUUCAGUGACAUGUGAGCUGUCCAAAACACAACCCAUGUCUACUUUGGGCAAAGCGAUGCAAGAUGAGAAUGGCCCAAGUCCUCCAGAAGAACCUUCAAAACCUGAGUAUCCCCUUAUCAGGGAGAAAGCACCAGGUGAGAAAGCAGGACCCUCCAGGGUCUCUCUUUUGGAGACAGAGGGAAAGAAAUUGCAUGUGAGCAAAGAAAACCCUUGGAGCCCAAAGCUUGAGUUGUCUUUGCCAUACCAAAAUAGCCCAAGCAGUUCUUCAGAGGCUAAGAAAACAAAGGAGGAGUUAUCCAUCUCUCAGGACACUGCCCUGGGAGGAGAGACUCUCACCAAAGCAUUGUGUUCUGCUGCUGAGUCACAGCUGAAUAAUAAAGGUGAAGAAACACCUCGCAAGGUAAAGACCAGGCCUUCAUCCCUCAACUUGGAUUCACUCCUCCCAGCCCCAGAUUUCUUCACAUUUGAGAGCCUGUCCAUGCCAUCUGCCCCUGGGAACCUCCUGUAUGGGCAGAAGGAAGUAAAAAGCAGUGAUUCUGUUCCAUCCCUACCUACACACUGCCCUGCUGCCACUAGGGGUGUUCCCUGGGGGUCUCGUUUCAAUGCCCCCGUGGAUCUAGACUUGGAUUACCUGGCAGUGGCCCACGCCACCACCGGCCGUCGUAACUCUGCCCCUGUCAGUGUGUCAGCAGUCAGGACCUCCUUCAUGAUUAAGAUGUGCCAGGCUAGAGCAGUGCCCGUGAUACCACCCAAGAUUCAGUACACCCAGAUCCCCCAGCCCCUGCAGGCUCAGAACACUGCUCCAGCCACUGAGAAGAAGGAAUCAGAAGCCAAGCAGGCCAUCAGGCAAGCUCCACGGGUGGCAUGGAGCCACCUGGAGGCCCCCAAGAGCCCGCUGACAGAGAAGAAAGCCAAAGCAGAGAAAGAAAACAGUGACCCUGCUCAAAAAGACUCAGCCUGCCCUUGGCAUGGCAGCCUGGGCUCUCCACUGGAGCCGUCUCAGUCCAGCCAUCACCCUGCUCUGGAUGCCCCUGUUCUGCGCCGAAAGCGCACCUCUGGCGGGGAGACAGCUGGAGAUAACCCACAGUCUUCAAAGAUAGAGCGGCCAUCAGGGUUCUCCAAACCCUCCUACAGAUCUAGGCCGGGGAGGCCCCAGAGUCUGAUUCUCUUCAGUCCCCCUUUCCCCAUCAUGGACCACCCCACGUGCUCAGCAGACUCCAGGGUACUGUUGUCACCCAUCAGGAGCCCCACGCAGAGCACCUCGCUGAGCCCCAUUUGUGGCGAUCUGUCCGACCCUGCGCGGACAGCGCCUGAGGGGGUGACGCUGAGGAACAAAAUGACCAUCCCCAAGAACGGCCAGAGACUGGAGACCUCUACCAGCUGCUUCUACCAGCCCCAGAGGCGCUCUGUCAUUCUGGAUGGACGAAGUGGGAGGCAGAUUGAGUAGCAGCUGCUCCUCCUAUUCCUUUUCUGUGAUGGUUGGAAUGGGAGUGUCCAAGACCAACUCUGUUGCCAUUUUGCUGUUGUUAAAACUAUUCUGUGCAAGAUGGACCUGAAUCCUUUAUGGUUUCCUGCAAAGCUUUUGCUAUGGAAGGUCAUGGUAUCUUUGUCUUGCUUUUCAUUCCCCUUGUUACUCCUGCCUAGUUCCUCGCGGUCUGUUUUUUUUUUAUGGUAAGCCAGUCCCAGGGAACUUGCAUUUCUCACACCUGUUCUCUAACAAGCCCUGUGAAAGUCUCAUCCUCCCUAUGGAAAAAAGGAAAGGUAAAUCUCUGUAUAAUUACAAUUUAGAGCUGAGAGGAAACAUUGUUACAAGACACUGCAGCUCAGGGUGUAGGGGCACAACAUCUGCUGAGGAGGUAAGUCCAGAUGUUUGGGAACUCCUACCAUUGUUUCCCAGACACCAAUGAAGGACUUUCUGAUUUAUGUAGUGUAAAUAAACAGUGCAGGAGGCUGGGGAUAGCUGAAGAGGAAGGUUCAGCUGGCAUGAGCAAGUCACACAGGGCAUGAGACACCCAAGGAUGUUCCAGUGAUAAACAUACAACCUGAAGACGCUGCCUCCAGCUCUCUUCUUGCAUCACAGAUGUGCUCUUUCCAGCAUGUGCAAGGGCUGGAAUGAAAGCAGCUGGACAGGAAAUGCCUAGUUGUUCUUUCAGUCUUCCAGGUCUUGCUCACUGAGUGCUCAGUCUCUCCUUGCUUGGGCACACAAGAUGGGUGUGGCUGAGGAAUGGGUGUGCAGCUGGCUGCCCAGCAGUAGAGACCCCUCAGGCUGAAAGCAGUGAAAGCCAAGGCAAGGUCACACCAAAGGCCAGUAUCAACUAUUUUCAUCAUGCUUAAAGCCAGAUGACACCUCUGCAGCUGUCUCCAGCUGAGCUCCACACUGCCAACAGCAGACAAAACCAAGAUGAUCUUAUCUCCACAUCCUUGGGCUAUUGCCCUCUUGCACCCUGACGGACAUAUCUUUGACCCUUGGUCUUUCAUUGCCACUGUGUGGCAUGUCCCCAGGUGCUUCUUCUCCGUUUAAAUUUCCUCUCCUAUGAUUUUACACUGUUUCUUUGAGAGUGUGGCUGGUUGCCACCUCCCUGGACCUCAGUGCUUUCAGAUUGAUUAAGAGUAUGGUAAAGAGGAUGAUUUGUGGGACUGCAGAACAGAUCAUGAACAAGUCCUGAGAGGGAUAUUUGAAGUGAAUUAAACUCUCUCCUGAAGGAAACAUUAAUGUUACAGGCAAAUACGUGUUCAGAUAUGCAACAGCUGCCAUGGGAAUAGAAUUAAAGCUUCCUUUAUAAAGCCUCUAACUCUGCAUUCACCACAGGCUCAUCUGUUGCCUGAUCUAUGACUGUGGGUGAUGGUAAAGUCAGGUACAGCCUGUGCUGUCUCUGCAAUUUAAGUGUCACUGGUGACUAGAGAGGAGACAGGAACACAGGUGUUGCUGCCAGCACUGAGAUUGUCCCUGUAAUGUGCUUGCAGGGGCCAUCAUUCCUGGAGAUGUCUGAGUCUGCAGGCCCUCAGGUGGGUGUGAUGGGCUAUAGUUUAAGCAGUAAACUGUCAGGAAGUGCUAUAGCCGCCACAAUGAGUGUCAGCCAGAAUUUCCCAAAAGAUGUGUGUUUAGGGCUUUUUUUUAUGUAGUACUGGCAAUUUCCAGUGGUUAGUAAACUCAACCCAUGAGCUCCUAGUCUGUACAGACUGUGUCACUUUAUUAGUGCCAUUGUGGCUGGAGGGCCCAGAGCCCACCCCCAUGCAGUGCUUUCUCUGAACUCUUUCAUUGCUAAAGGAGAGAUAUGCUGGACUAUUUUUGAGAAGUUAUGGAUCCACAAAUGCAAGGAAUAUAUCUUCAGCAGAAUUUUCUCCUUCCAUUUCCAAAGGGAAUGUUAAAAACAAGAGGGCUUUUCCUUGUCACGAGCUGCAGUCUUUGAUCCUCCGCACUGCACUCUUUAUUUGUGUACAGUACCACAUGGGAACAGAGCAUAGAACUAAGUCUAUGCUGUCAGUUUUUUUAAGGGAGAUUAUUAAACCAGAUGAGAGCCUGGAGUUCUUGUUUGGGUCCAUGUUCUUUCACAGGCAGCAGCCUAUGCUUUACCUGGGCAAGCUGUGGACAGCAGGCCCAGAAUAUGCAGCUUCAUGACAAUUGUAUUAUUCUACUCCCAGACCAUAAUAUGCCUGUGCAGCCUCUUAUUAAAACUAGGGAAUUUCCAGUCCUUCAUGCUCCUCAUAGUUAGCACAGCUCCACACUGCACAUACAUGUCGCUGCCUCAUGAGAAAGCUUUUAAUCACCAUGGCUGGGUUAAUGACAAAGGGAAGGUGUGAUACAAGGUAUUGUGGUAAGGCUUUAGAGGAAGUAAAAGUUGUGGAAAUGAUGCCCAGGUUUUUUGGCAUCAACAAAAGAGUUUACUUUGGACAAGGACUUAUAGUCUCUCAGGUCCUAGAAGUUUUGACUGCCAAGGCAGCUGGAAGGGAGCUAAAGAAGCUCACAAAGUAAUGCAUCAGAAGGAAAAGAAAAUGUGAUGAAACCUUGGCAUGCUGCAACCAUUUUUUUCACCUCCUUAUUCUCAUAUAAGCUGAUCUAUGAACAAGAAAUGAGGUCUGGCAAUUUGUAUAUAAUACACUGUCUCAACUCUUAACAGCAUUCCUGUAAGUAAUAGCACUUUUGGCAUAAGUGGUGAAACUCCUGCAAGAGAAAAUUAUUAGAAAUCUUUACUUGAUAUUAAAGAUCAGCCUCAACUAAGAUCUGUAUCCAGACUAUACUUUUUAAGGAUGUUUCAGAAUUUGAACUCAGAUCUGGGUCCUGGAUUGUAAUUAAGCAGAGAUGCUGCAAUGGUAUCUCUAUUUUGUAGCUUGAUCCCAUUGCUUAGCUACAAUUUAAUCUCCAGCCUUCAGCUGAUCUAUCCAGAACAGUUAAAAUAAAGCCCCAGUCCUGCAGAGAUGAAAGCAUGUUCUUAGUUGCAAGGUGCCCUGUUGUUCUCAGCUCCAGAUUCAGCCUUCUGCAGAGUCUGUAAAGUUUGAUGAUGGAUCCAUGCUGAUACUGGUACCUGCAAUCAGCUUGAAGGACCAGAGCUGGGAAUUGGACAGGGCCAGAAAGGAGAUGCCACCUCCCAUUAAACGGUGCUGGCUGGAUGGCAGGAGAUUCCUGAGAUCCAGCUUUACUAAGCUAUCCCCAAUGUCAGUUUCAGGAUCAGACCUGAUCUCUUCAAGAAAGGAUUUUCUUCUUUCUUGUGUUUUUUCUCCUUGGUUUUGGGAUUGGUUUUUAUUGGUUUUCUUUGUUUGUUUGUUUGAGGUUUUGUUUCUGUUUUUCCUUCGUUUAUCUGUGAAGCAUUAUGAAGAAGGGUAGAUUGGAUUUAUGGGACAUGAGUCUGGCCCAGGUGAGCAAGCUGGUUUUUCUUGGCAUUAUUGAAAGGACAUUCCUAAAUAGACUGGCUCAUCAUCUGCAGCUCCACAAGGAUCACUUCAGAGACUCUGCAGUACAUUUGAAUUCUCCUGGGACUGUGAAAAGUAAAGGCUGUUGCCCCGUUUGCAGAUGGCCCUAGUAUCAGACUUGACAAAGUAUCACCAGCAUGUGUUGUUUGUGGGCUUUUACGAGUGGAAGAAGAGUGAGUAAAUUUCAUUUAUUCUUCCCAUGUAGUCAGAGGGUUGGUGCAGCUUCUCUUAAAUGUAGCUCAGAGUGAAAUGGCUGAGCUGGCAAAGGUGAAAGGAGGGACAUGGAUAAUGUUAGCUCAUGUGGGAGCUGCCUCACUGGCAGGAGAGUAAACAGAAAAUAAUUUACCUUAUAAACCCCAGUCCUCUGGGCUGUCCAUCUCAUGCUAUCACUGUAGAAUGACUGAAGUACUUAUUUUUUCACCUUUAGAGCUUCAGAGGAACUUAAGUCUGUAUUAAAGAGCAUCCAUGAAGUCUGCAACAUUUCCCCUCAUCCAACAUCCAAAUGGUGCAAUCAAAAUAUUUUUUCUUUCUUUAUGGAUUCUGAAACACCUGUAAUGGUGAAUAUUUAAAAAUAAAAGAUCAUUCUAUGUAAAUGUAUUAAAAAAAGGAAAUGUAAUUAACAUGAAGGAAUUGCCUAAAUAGUAUUUUACACAUCUGUGAAACUUGGGCUGAUGCAUGGAACUGAUUUCUGCUGCUACGUUUGCAGCACUGACAGUGUGAGAUCAAGUGGCUUUUUGCCCACAGAGUAGCUAAUUAGUUCUGGUUAAUCUGUGGUGGGCAGAGGCCUGAAUGUGCCUUGCUGAGAAGGAUCAUGUCCUGGGAAAGUGGGGACAAGACCAGGGGAGACCAGAGUUCAAGGGCUGAUUUAGCUUUCCACCACAAGCUUCUCCCCAGGCCUUGAAAAUGCAAACAAUCUACUGAAGCAUAUACAACCUUCAGGCAUGCCCAGGUUUUUCAGUUGUCCUUUUUGCUUCUCUCCAUCUCUGGAAAAAAAAAAAAGAAUAAAAAUCUCUAGGGAUGGGGAAGAAGCUGCAGCUGCUCCCGGUUCUGUUUAACCUUUGCUUGCUCCUAACUGAUGUAAAGGCUUACUGGUGAUAACUAAUUCUGCUCCAAGCAAGGAAUGGAAAACUUCCCAUUGACUUUGACUGGAGAUGGAGUAGGACUUGAACAGCCCUAGAAAGGAUGGAUGGCAGAAGGCAAGAACUUUCUGAGGGCUCCAGAGAGCAGUCCAGACCUUGGAUCUUGUGCUUGCAGACACUAGUCUCCUUUGAAUAUAUUUGCUGCCAGGUCAAGAAAAGGGCUGGAAGCUGGACACUAUGAAGAGGACUGUCUCCAUCCCACUGGCCCUGGUUUUGUGAUUAUUUUUCCUGCUAGCUCUGAUGAAUUGCCGUUUUGUUAAGCUUUUUUCUCUGUGUGGACUUGCCUGCCUCUGUGCGUGAUUGUUAAAAAAAAAAGAAAGGAAGAAAGAAAACAACAGCCACAAAAGAAAGAUGUUUUGCCAGGUCUCAGCCAUGAGAUUAAACUGGAGUUUUUAUAAAAACAGAUCUGUGCCCUA
Messenger RNA from Passer montanus (Eurasian tree sparrow), 10118 nucleotides. It is a transcript of the gene ARHGAP31, whose product is annotated as Rho GTPase activating protein 31. The transcript has 12 exons. Gene Ontology annotation, biological process: small GTPase-mediated signal transduction. The coding region runs from base 648 to 5102 and encodes 1484 amino acids. NCBI's taxonomy places the organism in Eukaryota, Metazoa, Chordata, Aves, Passeriformes, Passeridae. Gene Ontology annotation, molecular function: GTPase activator activity. The record is from RefSeq and is a predicted model, not a curated record.